GUCUAGAAAAUAAUAAAAAGAACAAAUACAGAAUAGAUUAUUUAUAUAUUAUUAAUAAUUAUUCUGAAUAAGCUGUAAUAUUGGACUCAAGAAGAUCAACACAGGCAAAAAUCGGUUGCAGUUCUAGUGUGUGACUGAUCCAUCUAUCUCACAAGGAAAUGACAUCACGUGUUGACUGCAUGGUUGGCUCAUCCCUCCAUAUUAAUCGUGAAAGACAGCACAGGAAAAAAAGCAGAGGAGUCCAUGAGCCAGCAUGCUGAUAGUCUUCCCCUGUUCACCACGCUGCUCUCUAAUCUGCAUGCAGACAACUUCUUUGUGGAUAUUUGGAUUUCUUCACCAUAGCAACAGUGCUGUAGAACCACGCCGUACAAUCUCUCAUCCGACACAGUCGUGUCUGGGCAUCUCAAGGCGCACGGGAGAGAGAGAGAAAAGGAAAAAAGGAGAAAGGGGAAAAGGACACCCCUUGCCUGCACCUGAUUCUCUGUAGGAUUUUGCCUCAUUAGGACCAUGACAGCUCGGUUACAAUGGCUCCAAAGUGCCAAGGGUCACAUUCACAGUCGUUGGGUGAGCACUCAUUACUGCACUCAGCUGAGAGAUAAAUGGAGGGAUGCAAUAAUUUCACUCUUUGCUCACCAUGCCAGAUCCGCUCUAUGCUGAAUCCUUUGUGUCAGCCAGUCAGGCUUCUGUUUCCGUAAUCAACUGUGGGUUAAUUUUUAGACAAAGGCUUCCACACUGCCAAGCUGUCCGUGCCUCUAAAUUCCCACUCAUUUCACCUCUCCGCUCUGUGUUUACCUCCGUCUUCUAAUUUCUCCGCCCCUUUCUCUCACUCUUUCAUGCUCCCUCCCACAGCUUGCCAUCUCUCCUCCCCUCAUGCCUUCAAAGCCAGUGGUCUGCUAGUCACUCCAGGGCAGCUUGCUACAUGAUCUCUCGGAAAACAGCCUCCACGUCUUUCUCAAGCUGCUCCAUGUGUGAGCUUUUUUAGAAUUUCUUGCCCGGUACUGCAGGAUGUUUUUGUGCUGGCACUGAUUCCUCCAUUUCUCUUCUCGUUUUCCCCUUCCCCUCCCCUGUCCUGAUCUCCUGCCCUCUGACCCUCACCCCCUGUCUUAUCCUAUUCCUUCCUAUCCCAAGUCCUUCUCUUCUUUCUCUCUCUCUUGACCAUGUUGCCAUGUGUCCACCGACUCCAGCCUGUCCUUGCUUUGCUGUCCUUUACUUUGUUGGCUCAAGGGGAAAACUGUCCAACCACCUGCCUGUGCCCAGACCCUCACACUGUGGACUGUAGCGGGCGAGGACUUACCCGUCUUCCGGAUGAGAUCCCCUUGGAUGUGCGGAGACUUCUGCUGGCUAACAACUGGAUCCCUCGUAUUCCCUCGGACUUCCUAGUGCUCUACAGCGACCUGGUCUAUCUAGACCUUCGCAACAACACGCUCUCCCACAUUGAGCCAGGCACCCUUAGUACGUCCUCCAGGCUAGUUUUCCUGGACCUUGGCUGCAAUAACUUGACCGAGAUCCCCAAAGGGACUUUCGGAGAGUCGAGGAGCCUAAUUAAGUUGCGCUUGGGCAACAACCCUUACCUGAGCAUGGUCAACGAAGAUGCUUUCAUGGGUCUUACAUCCUUGCGUGAACUAGAACUGGAAUGCAACGCCCUGUCUGGGCUACAAGUGGGCGCCCUAAACCAGCUGCCCUCCCUUCGGGUGGUAAGGUUAGAGGGCAACCCAUGGGUGUGCAAUUGCAACUUUGCCAACCUGUUCACUUGGCUGGUAGAGAAUAGUCACAAGCUUCCCAAUGGUAUAGAGGGUAUGGAGUGCUCUUUGGCCACUGAUGGACGCCGCUUGCCUCUCAGCCAGCUCUCUCAGGACAGUUUUCGGGAGUGCCAGAUCACACUCACCCUCACCGAUUUCCUCAUCAUCAUCUUCUCGGGCAUCUCCGUCUCGGUGGCAGCCAUCAUAGCCAGCUUCUUCCUGGCUUCCACCGUCCACUGUUUCCAGCGUUGGAGCAAGGGCACUAAAGGAGAUGAGGAAGAGAGUGAGGAAUGAGGAGGGAGGUUGGAGCCGAUGACCUUCAGUCUGAUUCAAAGCUGCCAGUCCUUGACAGGAAGUAGCAAAGAGUUCUAUCAAACAGCAUGCCUGACCAGACACCAGCUAGAACUAGAGCUAGCAUGGUUAAAUACGGAAGAGACCAUCAUCCAAGAUUUGAAGCAAUUGUUUCUCAAGUGGAUAGAUGUAUUUAUGGUGACAGCACUAUUAAUAUUGCUGGUAUGGACAGAGUAACCCUGAAAUCAAUGGAUAUUUGGUAUGAACGUAAACCUUAGUAUGCAAGCUUCCAGGGAAUCACAUGUGAAUGGAAAUUCUUCAAGGUCCUGUCCUCCGGUAGAGUUCUCAGUGUUGUUGAAUAUUGUUGUCUAUAGAGUCUCUUCAUGCAUAAGUCAAUAUAAAGCUAGCAAAAACUGUGCUACUUGUUAAUUGUGCCAAAUUAGCACACGUAGAGAGCAAAGGUUUGGCAAAGCACUAAGGAUUAUGAAAGACAAGUUAGUUAGUCAGUCAAAUGUUGCAGUUAUAGCUUUAUAAAGCCAAGUAUAUGUGAUGGAAGCCAUUUUUCAUAAAAUUUGCAAGACUGCAAAACAAAAAUAUGAGCUUAGAAAGAUUUCAGAAGGCAUUAGCUGAAAUUGAAGAUCUAGAAUAGAGCUUGAUGUGAAUAGCCGUGUCAAUUACUGCACUUUAAAAUGGCUCUACCUAAGUUACGCUGGCCCUCAAACCCAAACCCAGUGGACUGGUUCCGCCCAGAUCUGCCAAAGAAUGAGGCAUCGAGGGACCGUGUUUUCAAAUAUAGAUUUAUUUUUCUUUAAAGAAAGUAUGUGAUCUUAGCAAGAUUACAUUUAUUUAGUGUAAUUAUGGUACUCAAAUAUUUACCCUUAAUGUGACUUCUAAAGACAAUAGCUAUGAGAUGGAGAUAAAUACAUACUACUGUUCUGCAAAUGUUUUUGUGUUAUUCAUAUCUUAAUGGUAUAUUGGAGAUAACAGUCAUACAGUGGCUCGAAAGAGUAUUUCAGUGCUUAGACCAUAGUUAAAAAUGUAUUGUCAUUGCAUUAGCUAACAAAAUAUCAAACCAAGUGGCACUUAUUUUAAAGAAAGAUAGCACAAGCACAUAUUUCAAAAAAUACUUCUCACUAAACGAUUCUCAAACUUAAAGGAAUAUUCUGGGUUAAGCUCAGUCAACAGCAUUUGUAGCAUAGUGUUAAUAAGCACAACAAAUAUUUUCAACUAGUCUCUCGUUUAUUUAAAAAUCACAGUUGCAGUGAGGCACUUACAAUGAAAGUGAAUGGGGCAGUGGUGUAGCCGAGGGGCCACCCAAAUUAAACCCAGGCCCAUCCAGAAUAUUAGAGAUUAUUUUUUGACUCCAAAUAUAUAUUUAAAAAUUCUUAAAUUCUGCUUUCUGAAAGUGUGUAAGAACAGUUUGAAUGCGCCACUUUUCUGUUGCUAAGUAAAAUUUGGCCCAUCCAUUAGUAAUUUUCUGGCUACGCCCUUGGAAUGGGGCAAAUACAUAAACAUUAAAAUACACACUUUUUCAAAUGAAUAGCCACAAGAUGGAAACAUUAUACAUGUAACCAUGAUUUUAGUUGUACAUGAUUUUAAUGUGUUAAAAUUGCUUUUGGGGUUUACGGGUGUUGCGUCGUCAUGGCAACGCAGUUGGAAUAUUUCAUAUAACUUUACACUGAUAAGGUUAGUAAGUGAUUUUUUCACAAUCAUCUUGUGUCUAUACUUUUAAAACAAUGUGUAUUUUGAUGUUGAUGGAAUGGCCCCAUUCACUUCCAUUGUAAGUGCCUUACUGUAACCGCAAUUUAUGCUUUUUAUUUUAAUAAAUGAGGGAAGAGUUGACCAUAUUUUCUGUGGUAAUCAAUAUUAUGCCACAAAUUGUGUCGAUUGAGCUUAACUUGUAUUGAACCUGGAAUAUUCCUUUAAUGGAACAUUGAUGAUUUUCACCUGUGGUUACUCUGCUGGGACACCUGUGUUAAAGAUACAUUUCACCCAAAAACGAAAAUUCUCUCAUCAUUUACUCACCCUUAUGCCAUCCCAGAUGUGUAUGACUUUCUUUCUUCUGAUAAACACAUAAAAAUAUUUUUAGAAGAAUAUCUCUCUGAAGGUUUAUACAAUGCAAGUGAAUGUUGAGCAAAACUUUGAAGCUCCAAAAAAAAGCCAUAAGACUCCAGUGGUUUAAUCCAUUUCUUCAGAAGUGAUAUGAUAGGUGUGGGUGAGAAACAGGUCAAUAUUUAAGUAAUUUUUUACUAUAAAUCUACACUUUCACUUUCACAUUCUUCUUCUUUAGUUUUUUGGCUAUUCGCAUUCUUCAUGCAUAUCGACACCUACUGGUUGAGGUUGGUCAAAGGUGGAGAUUUAUGGUUAAAAAAGGACUUAAAUAUUUAUCUGUUUCUCACCAACACCUAUCAUAUCACUUGUAAAGACAAGAGUCAUAUGGAUUACUUUUAUCCUGCCUUAUGGGAGCUUUUUGGAGCUUCAAAGUUUUGGUCACUGUUCAUUUGCAUAGUAUGGACCAACAGAGCUGAGUUCUUUUUCUUAAAAUCUUCAUUUGUGUUCAGAAGAAGUAAGAAAAUCAUACAUAUCUGGGAUGGCAUGAACUAUCCCUUUAAAUUGAGGGGAACUGAUUUCAGACAUCAGCUAAAAUUCAUCUUGGGACCAGCUGGUUGAAAGUCAAAAUGGCUCCGAAAAGUUGGUUCUGGGAAAAGAUCUGUUAUCUAAUGCAAAGUGUGGUUUAAAGCUUCAAAUACUUUUUGGGGCCAUAAAAGUAAAUUCAUUUGUCUUCAGAUUGUUGUCUAGUGUCAACAUAUAGUAAUACCGUAUAUAACUAAAUGGCAUAUAUUUCCAUUCAUAUCGUCAGUAUCAUCAGGAAAAUAAUUUGUCCAUUGGCCUUGUUUGAACAAUAAGUUGUGUGGGGGGAUAUGAAUUUCCAAUGUCAGAAAAAGACAUUUGAUUGUUUUUGUUUUCCUUUAUAAAUGCACUAUAUGGCCAAAUGUAUGCGGACACCCAAACACCACAUCCAUAUGUGCUUGUUGAGCAUUUAAUUUCAGAACUACUGGUGUUAAUACAGAGUUGGUCCUCCACUCUUCUGGUUCAGCUUUCCACUUGAUGUUGGAACAUGUUGGAACAAAAAGUCUCUAGAAUGCCACUGUAUGCUGUAGCAUUAAGAUUGGUCUACACUGUAAUUAAAGGGCCUAGACAAACCUGUUAUUAGAACAGGGUGUCCUGUCCACAUACGUUUGGCCAUGUAGUGUAGUUAAGUCUAACUUCUGUUAUAUCUUUAUUUAAAAGGGCUUCAUGUGUCUUUAUCAUGUCCACCAGAGUACAUUGGAGGUAAUUUUCUAAGGGUUAGUUAACUUUAUGAGAAAAAAAAUAAAUAAAUAAAAUAAUAAAAAAACAUGUAUUUUGCACAA
This is a messenger RNA of Myxocyprinus asiaticus (Chinese sucker), 5443 nucleotides long. RefSeq names its product leucine rich repeat containing 38b (gene lrrc38b). Gene Ontology annotation, cellular component: voltage-gated potassium channel complex. The coding region runs from base 1158 to 2033 and encodes 291 amino acids. NCBI's taxonomy places the organism in Eukaryota, Metazoa, Chordata, Actinopteri, Cypriniformes, Catostomidae. The transcript is spliced from 2 exons. Gene Ontology annotation, molecular function: voltage-gated potassium channel activity; transmembrane transporter binding; potassium channel activator activity. The record is from RefSeq and is a predicted model, not a curated record.